CGUCAUCUGUCAUUUUUAAAGUGCUCGUGAAACCAAGAUGGACGUGCGUUCUUCGUGCGAUAUUUCUAAUUUGAGUGUAAACCAAAAAUAGGUGUAACAUAUUUGUACUCUUCUUGUACUUUUCCCAUAAUUUAUUUGCAGAUUAAUUUUCUUUUAUAAGAAGAAUCCGCAGGACACGCUUAUUUUAUUGAUUUCAGGAUGGAUGAGAAGACGGAAGUGGCCACGGCCCCUGCGCCCCCCGCAGGGGCGGCCCCCACGUCGAGCGAAGCGCAAGCGGCCCAACAGGCCCAGCAGCAAGCCCAAUGGGCCAACUGCUACUCCAUGUACAACUACGACAUGGCCAGCUACUACCAAUUCUACGUAAAUUACCCCUAUCAGACCGCGCUCUACCAGCAGGUCCAUCAGCAGAUGUUCGAAAAUAGUAAAGCAGACACCGGCGCGAAAUUCGUGCCCCCUCUCCCUCCGGGACCGUCACUUCCAACCCCACACAUCUCAAAACCACCUCUACUGAACACCCCCAAAUUCAGCCCCAUUAGGUUCAACCUGCCCGGCAAGCGCUCCAACGGCGCCCUGCAGCAGAACAACUCGCUCACCAGCGGCGCCGCCAAGAAGAAGCGCAAACGCAACAGGAACAACCAACUCAACCAGAACCAGCCUCAGAACCUCCCUCUGCCCCCGCUGCCGCCGCCCGAGCAGCCGGCCCCACCUCCGCCGCCCGAAGCGGCCCCGCCGCUGCCCCCGCUCCCGGACACGUCCAAGCCCCCGCCGCCGCCGGCCGUCCCCGACAAGCCGGCGGCGAACAACCCGACCGACGAGUGGCCCCCGAGUCUCAAGGAUUACGUGAACCGGUGCUACGCCAAGUGUAAAACGAACAUUGAUAAGAACCAGGUGGAGAUUAUACUUAAGGGGAAGAUAACGCACGCCUACCAGAUGGGGCAGCUUCACACGAAGGACUGGGGGGCGGAGCCCCUACCGAACAUACACAGCGAGCGGCCGACGCUCGUCCCGAAGACGGUACCGGGACAGCUGGCCCAGUUCCAGAACGCCCCAAAGAAGGGCUUGUCGCCGGCGAUGGGCGCGCGGCUGGGGGCGAGAGCGUCGACGCUGAGGGGCACCAGCAGGUCCUCUUCUAGGUCUAGGUCCAGGUCGAGGAGUCCGAGGAAGACGUCUAGGUCGCGAUCGAGGAGUCCGCGCAGGCAUCGGUCGUCGAGUAGUAGUACCAGCGAGAGCAGCGACGAGAACUUCAAGCCGCUCCUAAAACCAAACAAGAACAAAAUCAAGAGUAAACUAGCCAAUAGAUUAGGUCCCACGAAUAAGAACAAAUUCGCCAACAAACCCGCGAAAAAGCAGAAAGUGAAAGAGAAAAAGGCGCACUUGUUGUCGACGUUCGGUUCGGAAGUCGAGGAGAACUCAGAGCUUCUGUUGCAAAGAGCGGCGCGUUUCAAUAACGUGACGAAACAGAAAGAGCCGAACGGGUUAAUGGCGAACAAGAUUAGCUUUAAUAAUGCAAAUGAUAAGUAUGAGGACAAUAUCGGUGACUUUGACUGGACUGGAUUUCACAUUGUGGGCACGUGUCAGGACUUGGAAAAGUCCUUCCUUCGACUGACUAAAGCCCCGGAAGCAUGUGAAGUACGUCCAGUUGAAGUUCUCAAAUUGUCAUUGCAGAACGUCAAGAACAAGUGGAAGCAGAAGCCGGAUUAUUAUUACGCCUGCGAUCAGCUGAAGUCCAUCAGGCAGGAUCUCACAGUUCAAGGAGUAAGGAACGAAUUCACGGUGGAGGUUUAUGAAACUCACGCUCGAAUUGCUUUAGAAAAAGGCGACCACGAAGAGUUCAACCAGUGUCAAACGCAACUUAAAAUGUUAUACUCGGAAAUCGGGGGUGGGAACAAAAACGAAUUUACCGCAUAUAGGAUAUUGUAUUAUAUUUUUACUAAAAAUACUCUAGAUAUAAUGACCAUCAUGAAGAGUCUCUCUAAAGAGGAGAAGUCCGACGACUGCAUAAAUUUCGCGUUAAAAUUACGGUCUGCGUGGUCUUUGGGCAAUUUUCACAGGUUCUUUCGGUUAUAUCUGCGUGCGCCGUUAAUGGCGGGUUUCUUGGUCGAUUGGUUUAUCGAGCGUGAAAGAAAGUUGUAUUUAAAGUGUGUCAUAAAAAGCUAUCGUCAAAACAUAUCAGUGAACUUUAUCCAGCAAGAGUUGGCAUUCCCAGCGUUGGAGGAAACUUUAAAAUUUCUUGAACCGUUCGCUUUGACCUUCACGGACGUUAGCAAGACUCAUAUCGAUUGUAAAACUAGCAUGGUGUCUCUUCCGAAUAUAUGAAAUCGUUCACGUUCGCUAAGGGUGUACUGAUCUUCGUCGUUCAGACCGCAGACGGUCCGGAGCACGAUUUUCCUCCUCACAGUUGUUUCCAUGAAUAAACCUAGUUAUAAGGUCGUUAAAGUCUUCAUGCCUCAAAUACAGCGUCUGCGGUCGUUUCCUUAUUUAUUAUCGUUCACGAAAAUGAAGGGAGCUCCAAUAGAAGUCCAAGUCUUCAAAAAGGUUGUGUUUUUUAUGGAGUUAUUUUCGGUGGUGUUUAUAAAUGGCGAUUUCCACUUAGUAAAUAAGAUUGUACAUAUGUAUCAUUUUUAAAUAAUAAAAGCUGCGAAUUUUA
Zophobas morio is the source of this 2647-nucleotide messenger RNA. Its product is annotated as leukocyte receptor cluster member 8 homolog. Bases 199 to 2316 code for a protein of 705 amino acids. Lineage: Eukaryota; Metazoa; Arthropoda; Insecta; Coleoptera; Tenebrionidae. The transcript has 7 exons. Gene Ontology annotation, cellular component: nucleus. The record is from RefSeq and is a predicted model, not a curated record.